UACCGCCAGGGCCAAAGAACGGCGACAUGACUGUUUUGGGACCCUGUUUUGAAACUGUGUUUAAAAAACCGAUGUCAGUAAUCAGUUUAUCACAAUGCUAGGGGCACUGAACUUAUCUAUUUUUCUUUUAUUAAGCUUUAUUUCCCUUGGACAACAAGAAUCCACCAAGAAAGUUUACGCAACUAGCAUUGACGCAAGUUCCAAGCUCAGUCAACUCGAGCAUUUUUGGGAGAGCACAGGUUUCUGCCCGCCCGACCCCCAUAAAGACUUCUACAAAUUCGUCUCGACAAACGACAUGGCACAAAACUUAGCCUACAUCGGAUCCGUCCCAAAUCAGGGCAUAAAACAAGUUCGUAUACAUUGGCUUUUGGACUUAAUCUCGAUGGAAACAUUGCCAAAUGGGACAAUGUCGUACGUCUACAAACACUUAGAUGUUCUUCUUCAUAUGCUGCUAAAACAUGGCUUAAAGCCUGGGUUUGAGAUAAUGGGAAAUCCAUCUGGGUUUUUUAAAGAUUUUGAUGAUGCAGAAGAGAUUUACGCAUGGCGUGAUAUGGUCAAGGCACUAGCCGUGCAUUUAAUAGAGCGUUAUGGCAUCACAGAGGUCUCUUCAUGGAAUUUUGAGUCCUGGAAUGAGCCUCAAAACAAACAGCAUUUUGAUGGUCUUCAUGUCAGUACUCAGGGAUAUCUGAACUACUAUGACGCUAGCUCUGAGGGCUUGUAUUUGGCAAACCCUGCCUUAAGGUUUGGAGGACCAGCCACAGGGAACCCAUUGAAGCAUCCUAUAUUCUGGACUCUUAUAGACCACUGCUAUCAAGGCAAGAAUUUCUUCUCACAUCAAAAAAGAACUCGUCUGGACUACAUUUCCUUCCACAUCAAGGGGGGUGGCCAUUCCAUCUCAAUCAUAAAUGAUGAAGCUCUUGUACUAAAGAACCUCACAAAGUACUAUCCUGAAUUCUCUAGUAUUCCAAUCUAUAACGAUGAAGCUGAUCCGCUGGUAGGGUGGAGUAAAGAGGAAGAUUGGAGAGCUGAUGUUUAUUAUGCUGCUGUUGUAGCAAAGAUAAUAUCACAGCAUCAAGGUGUCUUUAGAGGUGACACACGGAUCCAAUACAAACUGCUUAGUAACGAUAACGCCUUUAUCAGUUACCCGCCGGCAUAUUUUACCCAGCGAACAUUGCUAGCGCGUUUCCAAAUGAACACGUCACAUCCGCGCAAGAUAGAGUUCAUCCGGAAAUCCGUGCUAAGCAUCAUGGGACUGUUGUCGUUACUAGGCAACCAAGAAUUGGCAGUAAACGUGUCGUCAUCUGAUCAGAAGGCAUCCACGAACAAAACGUUUGGUGUCAUUGCGUCUUCUUCCGGCUCCUCACCCGAUGAUCUGCAACUGUCAGUGCUCUUCUACAACAGCAACGACACGUCCAACACAACCGGGCUCGCUGUGGUGUAUGUCUGCAUUUCUGGGAUACCUGUGUUCAAGGAUGCAAAGUUUGUGCUUUACCAGAUGGACAAUGAGCGCGGAAAUCCCCACGGGAUAUGGGUGGGGAUAGGACGACCUUUGUUCCCGACGGAAAAGGAAUUUGCUAAAAUGAGAGCCAAUGAGGAACCGGUGCGGACACGAGGGCCCAGUACCGUCAGUGUGGAACACCCAGACCAGUUUAAGAACACAUUUGUUUUGCCUCUUCCAGGUGUAGCACUGCUUGUGCUUUGUGCAAAGCUGAUAGCUCCCCCAGCCCAGGUGACGAACGUGUCGCUUCUACUCGUCUCACCACAAGACGUCUUGGUCACGUGGAAACACAAGAGCGCAAAGUGUAUCAAGACUUAUGAAAUUUUGUUCUCUGCCAAGCACCAAGAAGGACCUUAUUCCCGUAUAAACCCUGAAGACCAGCUAUUCCACGCGUAUCUACACCACAAAACGCGUACGACAGGUGAAUACGACAGCUAUUCCACGCGUAUCUACACCACGACACGUGUACGACAUGCAAAUACGACAGCUAUUCCACGCGUAUCUACACCACAAAACGCGUACGACAGGGAAAUACGACAGCUAUUCCACGCGUAUCUACACCACAAAACGCGUACGACAGGUAAACACGACAGCUAUUCCACGCGUAUCUACACCACAAAACGGGUACGACAGGUGAAUACGACAGCUAUUUCACGCGUAUCUACACCACGACACGUGUACGACAGGUAAACACGACAGCUAUUCCACGCGUAUCUACACCACGACACGCGUACGACAGGUAAACACGACAGCUAUUCCACGCGUAUCUACACCACGACACGUGUACGACAUGUAAACACGACAGCUAUUCCACGCGUAUCUACACCACGACACGCGUACGACAGGUAAACACGAUAGCUAUUCCACGCGUAUCUACACCAC
Messenger RNA from Nematostella vectensis (starlet sea anemone), 2380 nucleotides. RefSeq names its product alpha-L-iduronidase. NCBI's taxonomy places the organism in Eukaryota, Metazoa, Cnidaria, Anthozoa, Actiniaria, Edwardsiidae. Gene Ontology annotation, biological process: carbohydrate metabolic process. The transcript is spliced from 10 exons. Bases 95 to 2188 code for a protein of 697 amino acids. Gene Ontology annotation, molecular function: hydrolase activity, hydrolyzing O-glycosyl compounds. The record is from RefSeq and is a predicted model, not a curated record.